AUGCAGGUCUUGGUUGCAAUCACCGUUGUUAGCGCCCUCGUGGCAACCGUUUCAGCAGGUGGACUGGGUGGCUUCGGAGGAGGCUUUGGAGGCGGCUACGGGGGCGGCUACGGGGGUGGCUACGGACUUGGCGGUGUCGGCUUGGGAAGCAGUGUCGUUCUUCUGAAUAGCGGAGGCGGUGUUGGAUCGUCAAAGGCUGUAGCUGGUCCUGCCUUCCUGGUAAAAACCGUCCACCAUGUUCACAAGAUCUCUGGAGGAGGCGGCAUUCUGGCUCACAGCGGUUUGGGCGGUGGCUUCGGCGGCGGCUUCGGAGGCGGCUUCGGCGGCGGCUACGGUGGCGGCUUCGUCGGUGGCUACGGGGGCGGAUAUGGAAAACACUGA
Ixodes scapularis (black-legged tick) is the source of this 381-nucleotide messenger RNA. RefSeq names its product glycine-rich protein 5-like. The coding region runs from base 1 to 381 and encodes 126 amino acids. The transcript has 2 exons. NCBI's taxonomy places the organism in Eukaryota, Metazoa, Arthropoda, Arachnida, Ixodida, Ixodidae. The record is from RefSeq and is a predicted model, not a curated record.